Messenger RNA from Tribolium castaneum (red flour beetle), 893 nucleotides. It is a transcript of the gene Twi, whose product is annotated as twist bHLH transcription factor. Gene Ontology annotation, molecular function: protein dimerization activity; DNA-binding transcription factor activity, RNA polymerase II-specific; RNA polymerase II transcription regulatory region sequence-specific DNA binding. Lineage: Eukaryota; Metazoa; Arthropoda; Insecta; Coleoptera; Tenebrionidae. The record is from RefSeq and is marked validated. Gene Ontology annotation, biological process: developmental process; regulation of transcription by RNA polymerase II.
GAAAGUCGCGACGGUGACAGUUCGUAUUACCCCCCAGGGAAGCUGAUGGACCUGACCAACUCCACCGAGAAAUUCCUCCCGACUGUGCUGCCCCACCAGGAGGUACCGCCGCCCUUCGGGUACUACCACGAGGAGCCGCCGCUCUUCUACGAGGAGCGCCCCGACUUCGUGGCGCCCUACAUCAAGGUGGAGGCCGACGAGGAGGCCCCCGUGCUCAAGUCGCGCUCCUUCGGCCGCAAGCGCAAGAGCAUCUCCUCCGACGAGGAGAACUCCUUCCAGGGCAAGCACAAGUCGCGCAGGAAAGCGCCCCAGAGCUUCGAGGACAUCCAGCACCAGAGGGUGAUGGCCAACGUGCGGGAGCGCCAACGCACGCAGAGUCUCAACGAGGCGUUCGCCUCCCUGAGGAAGAGCAUCCCGACCAUGCCGUCGGACAAGCUCUCCAAGAUACAGACGCUGAAGCUGGCGGCCAGGUACAUCGACUUCCUGUACCACGUCCUCUCCAACGAGAACGCGCUGGACGUGGACCUCAUCGGCAACGUGUGCUCCUACGUGGUGCGGGACAAGCUCCUGAAGGCGUUCACCAGGUGGCGGAUGGAGGGUGAUUGGAGCGACUGUAGCUCGCAGUGAUUGUGGGGUGGCCUAGUGACGCGUUGUGAAAGACAAAAAAUGAUAACUUGAUAUGAUGAGAACGAUCGGUACAGCUGUUGCCGUUUUUUACGGACAAAAAAUUAACGACGGCUUGAAUUUCGGUGGAAAAGUUUCGAAUGGAAGACGAUUACUACAGUUGCCGGUUUUUUAGAUUCUAGCUAGGGUAGGAACCGCAAGUAUUGUAAGUUUUGUACCAAAUUUAUUAUAGUGUAUUUAUUUUUGUUGGAAUAAAAUAUUUUUUAUAA